GCGAUACCGAAGAGCGAGGUCUUCCCGGCGGCGCCAUGCACCCGGAAAAUGCUCUGGCUUGGUACCGGCGGAUGUCCGUGGUCUACGGACUGGGCGCCUGGACCCUGCUGGGCUCCUUGAUUUUGUGGAGUAAGAAAAAGAGCAUGCCGCCAGGUGGUGAAAUAAAACAAAACGAUGUCUCAACAAAUGAACUAGCUGAGCCCCGGAAAGGGUUUUAUGUGGAGACGGUUGUCACAUAUAGAGAAGAUUUUGUUCCAAUUACUGCCAGGAUCAUCAACUAUUUGAAAUCAUGGACUGGUGGCCCUGGACCAAAAUCAUGAUUGACAGCUGGAGUCUGAAAACAGGACUUUGGUUCAGCAUAUAAAUUUGAGAGAUACCUUGAUUUCCACUUUCUGUUUUUGGAAAGUGUAUACAUUUAAUUUUGCUUUAAAAUAGAAUCACUGAUAAUAUGCAAUAAAUAUUUCUUUGAAGAAAAGUAAAUUUGCAUAUUCAGGAGUUGUCCUUCUAUACUCACCGGAGUGAAAGAUUGAAGUGAAAUGUCGUAUUGAGCUUCCAUAGGCUCGGUUUUCUGAAAUCAGUUCAUGUAACCUUAUAUUUCUUUCAUGUUGUUGUCAGACACAGCUUUUCUGGUCCUUUUAAGGUUAGAUUCAGGAAAUUUCCAUGUUCAGUUUGGGACUUAGAGCAGCCCUUUGGGCACUGUUGGGUGCUUGCUAAAUAUGUUGUGAAUUAGAUUGUAACUCCUGGAUUAAAUAGACUCGAUCUUUUCUUUAGGAGCAGUGCAGAUACCCUUAUUUGUUCAACAGGCGUAGAUUAAACCCCAGCAUGGCUACCAGUAUUCUAGAAAUGGAGUAGAAAGUGAGGACAACAGGGUUCCUGCCCUUGAGUGCUGCAGCGUUUUCUCCUCUGGUCUCAUUUCGCUGCAGGUAACAAAGUCACAAAAGUACUAUUAAAUCAGAAGGAAAGGUAUGUUAAAAAUGUGUAUGGACAGGGAAUUAUCUGGUGGUCCAAUGGUUAGGACUCGCUGCUUUCACUACCUUGGGCAUGGGUGCAAUCCCUGUUGGGAACUCAUACCGCAAGCUGCGUGGUGCAGCUGAAAAAAAGAGAAAUGUGUAUGGAGAGCUCAGAAUUCAAGCAGAGUAUGUUGAGGUCUUCGGAGGGCCUGGCAGUGGGCACCAGAGCAUGGGCUCUUCUGCCUUGUUUCCUUUCUCGCUGCACACUGGUUUCCCCCCUGUUGUUUCUGUAGUAACGUCACUUUGCAGCUACAGUACCAAAGUCUGAUCGCCUCUUUCCAGGACAGUCUGGCUUCCACUUCUGUGAGAGUCCGUUCCUUGUGUAUUGGCUCCCUUUCUGUGGAUCCUUGAGUCCUGGCUCAGUUAGAAACUAGCAUUUGUUGCCCAUUUGGGUAGUGUUUCUUGUGUGCAGCUAUUUGGACCUUGUGAGCACUAGGGAUUCCUGGUAGGACAGGAAUGGGGCGUUUCUGGGUUCCUGCUACAGUACUGUCAGCUUCAGACCUUUGCCUUCAUUUCUUCUUGGUGUCAGUUCCAGCCUGUGGGUGGCCUGAGCAGUGCUUUGGUGCAGUCAACCUAAGUGACAGAUUCCACAAUGGCAAGCAACAGCUUUAGAUGCCAGCAGCAGAGACUCCUCAUGGGAUAUCAGGGGUCCAGAAUGGGUCAGUGCCAAUGGUCUUGGCGCCCCGGUGGAUCUUUGUGAUUGGCAUCAGACGUGAGCAAGAAGCAACAUGCAAUGGAUGGUGGAAGGGAGUUUCUGAACAGCUUCCCAGAGCAGCCUGCCUCUCAUCACUCACCUCGGGAUCUCAGUUUUGUGCCUGGGCCCUGGCUGCCAAGGGGACUGGGAAAGUGCGUUUCUGGCUUCUGCAUCAGGGAUGUGUUGACUCUCAAAGUGGGGCGUCUCCCAGAUGUAGGAAGGAUGCUCCCAGCAUGCUGGGCAGGCGGAUACCAGGACAAACGUCCACUCCAGGCAGCAAGCCAGACUUUCAUCUGGAGGUACCAAGAUACCUGCCUCUGUAGGUCAGUUUCCCCAGAGAAGGUUUCUCCACCGGGGCGUUGAGCGGGGAGAGGAAUGCCUGGCUGUAGGAAUGCUGGGAGCUGAGUAUAUAUAUUUUUUCCUUUUUGUUUAAAACACUUCAACCCCCAACCCCCAACUGCUUGUGCUAAGACCAUGUUUUUUCUCCGUAACACUUACUACUGACCAACCAGUAAAACAACAAUUGUGGCUCCAAACAGCCUGGAGCUACAAUUCCUAUAGUUCAGCUGAACCAUGGCAUCAGUAGGCCUUUGUGGACUAAUCUGACAACCAACGUAUAAUUUAUCAUGUUCCUCUGGGAAAAGGUUUUCAGAAUUCCAAACAUCUAUCUUGCAGGUGCCGUUGGAACACGGUCUGUUCAGACUGGGAACCACCCAUUGAAGGAGAGUUUGCAGAAUUGGAAACGUUUCCUGAAAUUCUGAGGUCUGGCAGUAUUUAGAGGGAGUGGAUUUUCUUUUCUUUCUUUUUCUUUUUUUAAGAUGUAUGUAUCUCAUGGGCAUGCGCCCCCUUCCUGAUGUCCGUCUGCAUUUGGAUGAAAAGGACUCCCAAGGGGCGGUAGAGCAACAGGAGAGGAAUUGGGUUUUCCAGCCCCAUAGAGUAGCACAUAGCCCAGGGCUUUAUGAAAGAAAGAACCCCUAUGAAGUUUAAGCCACUGUGACUUUGGGUCUCCGCUACAGUUGUGACUAAGUAAAUCACAUCUCGCUAUUAAUUUCUUUUUAAAAAUGGAACCUAACUUUCCAUGAUGGAAAAAUCCCCUGUGUUUUCUGAGCUUCAAUGUCUUUUGAAGAAGAGGUAUAAUAUCUAGCCUGUCCACUGACGGGGUUGUGACUUUCAAAUGAGAAAGUGCUUUGUACGCAUGUGGUUAUUCUUAGGAAGAAAAUGUCUUGGCUACUCCUGGAAAAUACACGUGAGAGGCCUUCUUUUUGGUGAUAAAUCCUGUCCUCUUCUGCCAUCCUCCAGCCACUCUGCUUUCUUCCCUGUGGCUUCCCAGAGAGUCACUGCUCAUCACAACUGGCCUGUCCUCUGAAAGUAGGGCUUCCAUGGGUAGUAACUUGCUUCUUCGGCAUAGCAGGUUAUCAGCGUGUAUCAAAAUGGAAAGCGGGGGACUUCCCUGGUGGUCCAGUGGUUAAGACUCUGCGCUCCCAAUACAGGGUUCCCAGGUUUGAUCCCUGGUCAGGAAGCUAGAUCCCAAACGCUGCAACUAAGACCCAGUGCAGGCAAAUAAAUAAAUAAAUAUUAAGAAAAAAAAGAAGAAAAAAGGAAAAUGGCACAUCCUUUGAUCCAGCAAUCUCACUUUCAAGAAUUUGGGAGAUUCUUGAAAAGAUUUAGGAAGACACCUUUUCAAUAUCACUUGUUCAGUGUGGCUUUGAGCUGAAUGAAACAACCUCUUGGUCAACCCAGCUAAUUGCCUUCCCAGCAUCUGCUGAUCCCACUUCUCUUUUAUAACGGAGCCUGAGUACACCCUGUCAGGUGCCCAGUCCCAGAGGGCCCGUCCUGAUUGGUCCAAGAGGCACUGCAGACUCUGUGGAUGUGACAGUCCAUUUUGUGGUUUGCCCCAGGUGUUGCAAGAGCUUUAGCAUUUCAAGUUCCCUGAGCACUAAAUGCCAAUGACAAUCUUCAGACCUGCGACAGCUUCAGACACUCCUCCCCGCACACAUUUCCGGUAACCCCCCAGGGGCUUAUGCCCCAGGUGAGAACCUCUUGUCUGAGCCAGUCAUGGGAAGCAGGUUCCAUCUCUCUUGCUGGUGACUGGGUUAAGCCUGGUCAUGUGAUCUCAUUCUGGCUAGUGAAACUCGAGGGGCGUCUGGGCAGGAUGUCCUAGCUUCAGAGGAAGCACCAAGAAGAGAUAGUCUCCUGUACUUCUGCACAUUGUGUCUGGAUGGGAUGCUCAGUACAGCCACGGCCAUACUGUAAACCUAUGAUACCAUGUAAGCCAAAAAAUCAAGUUCACACCACAUUCAUUCAGCAAUGUUAUCUGAGCUCCAGGCAACUGUGCUAGAUGUGUAGGAUAGAAUGGUAAACACGCGAUACUAAUAGAACACAUUAAUGGGCACUAGGGUAAUUGGAAGUUGCCAGAAAAAGAAAACUUGUCAGAAGACCAUGAGGGGGAAACCAUAGGAUAGUGAUGGAGAAUAACAGGGAACCAGGACACUUACUUUUAUCUGUGUGGUCAGAGAAGUUCUCUCUGAUGAGGAGGUAUUUGAUCUGGAAACUUCAAGGAAGGAGAGGGGCAAGAUGGACAAAGAAGGUGGGGAGAGCCUUCCAGGUGGAGGACCAGCGGAUGCUGAGGUCCUGAGGUAGCAACAAGUGGACUACCUGAGAAAUGUAAAGAAGACCAGAGUCUGGAACAUAAAGACUUUAUUGACAGAAACCACUUUUAUCUCUUAUAGAGAAUGGAUUGGGGGAGGACAAAAGUGGCAGUAAGGAGACCACUGAGCAGCUGUAGUAGAUGCAGGUGAGAGAUGAUGGGGCUGUGGACCAGGAUGACACUGGGGCUGGAGAGAAGAGGGCACGUGGGGUUUUGGGGAGCAAGGAAGUUUAUUGAUGGACUAGAUACUCGGGGAGAGGGCAAGAGCAGUCAUGAGUCACUUAUGGCUGGAGGAAACAGUGGAGCCCUUAUUUGAAUCAGGAUGGCCCAGCUGGUGGAGUUUGGGGGGAUUGAAAUUCAGUCCUGGCACUAACCACCCAGACUUAGCACAGAUCCUGCGAGUCUAAGGGCACGUCCCCAGUAGAGCAGCCCUCAGUUCAGGUGCCAGGCACACCUUGGGGAUCCCCAAGCCAUCUUUACUUCCAACCAACUGGCUACAAAUUUGGGAGUUUCUAUGGCUGCUGCAGGUUUGAUAAUUUACUGCAGUGACUCACUGAACUCAAGAAAGCCUUAUAUUUACAAUCACAGUUUUAUUAUAAAGGGUACCAAUCAGGACUAGCCAAAUGAAGGGACACAUCAGGAGGGGUCUGUGAGGGUCCCCAGUGCAGAGCUUCUGUGCUGUCUCCCUGUGGAACCAGGGUGCACCCUCCUCAUCAAUGUGUUUACCAGCCGGGAUGCUCAGAAUUCUAAGGUUCAGUGUCCACAGCUUUCAUUGGGAUUCCAUCUCGUGCACACGACUGACGGACUCAUUUGCCUUGUGACUGAACUCAGUCUCCAGCCCGCCCCCCUCAAAGUCCCACCCUCUAACCACACGAUUGGCCUUUCUCGUGACCGGCUCCCAUCCUGAAUUGUUUAUUUAUUUACUUAUUUAUUUUUACAUAUUGGCUGCGUUGGGUCUUUGUUGCUGCGCAUGGGCUUUCUGUAGUUGCAGAGAGUGGGGGCUACUCUUUGUUGUAGUGCUUGGGGUUCUCUUUUUUCAGAGCAUGGGCCCUAGGUGCGUGGGCUUCAGUAGUUGUGGCACACAGGCUCAGUGGUUGUGGCUCACGGGUUCACUGGCUGUGGCUCAGGGGCUCUAGAGCACAGGCUUAGUAGUUGUGGUGCACAGGCUUAGUUGCUCCGAGGCAUGUGGGAUCUUCCGGGACCAGGGACUGAACCUGUGUUGCCUGCAUUGGCAGGUGGAAUUCUUAACCACUGCGCCACCAGGGAAGUCUCUGAAUUGUUUCAUUAGGACACUCCUACCCCUUGGGAAAUUCCAAGGAUUUUAGAAGCUCCACGCCAGGAACCCAGAACAAAGACCAAAUUCUUUUUUAUAUGGCAGGGGAGGAAAUCCUGAAUCCCAUUUUCAGUCGGUUAACUUGGUUCAUGGAAGUGGAGAGGUCAAGAGGCAUUUGGAAACACCAGCGCAGAGGAGGUGUCAGGAAUGGAAAUGAAAAUGUGAGAGUCCAUAGUACAAGGUGGAAUUCAAAAACAUGACGAGGGUGGCGAGUUACAAGUUAGCUGACAAAGGAGAGUGUG
This is a messenger RNA of Hippopotamus amphibius kiboko, 5926 nucleotides long. It is a transcript of the gene SMIM26, whose product is annotated as small integral membrane protein 26. Bases 36 to 320 code for a protein of 94 amino acids. The transcript has 2 exons. Gene Ontology annotation, cellular component: mitochondrion. NCBI's taxonomy places the organism in Eukaryota, Metazoa, Chordata, Mammalia, Artiodactyla, Hippopotamidae. The record is from RefSeq and is a predicted model, not a curated record.